GGGAUGAUGCAGAUGGUUUUUUCCUCCAAAGGAAAUACCUUGUUUUCUCGCUUGAAAACUUGGCAGGUCUUUGAUUGGCUGUGAACUGUCUUCAGAGGAUUGGAUCACGUUAUAUACGCUGAACAGAAGCCUAAGAAGGCAGAAGACAAAAAACAAAAAACAUCACAGACACAGAAGACAAGAUGUUCACACAAAGACAGACAUGCCUAAGAAAGGUGCUCACUUUCACAGUGACAUUGCUGCUUCUGCUGGCCACAACAGGAAAGUCCGAGGUCUUGAGUGACAGUACUCUUACCACUGUUUCACCUUCUCUCUCAAAUUCGUCUCUCACAGACCAGGCAGUCAACAGCAGCAUUGGCCAACCCAAGGUCCUGCUUUUAGUCAGGCCAUGUGGAGGUGAAAAUGCCCAAUACUGUUUAAAUGAUGGCAAGUGCAUGCACCCCCAAGACAGCAACCGACCUUUUUGCAUCUGCACGCCUUCACACAGCGGGCCACGCUGCCAGAUCUUCACAGAUUUGAUUUACAGACCAUCAGGUGUGGAGAAGGUGAUUGCCAUCAUUUUUGGGAUGACCAUGGUACUCAUUGUUCUGGCUCUCACCAUCUGCUGCUUUGUCAAAAGAAGAUGUGUAAAAUCAGCCCCUCUGAUAAAAGCUGCGGCAUCAGAGACUUCAGUGUGACAUCAUCAACUGCUCAUCGCAGUAUUUCUAUAGGGCUCAAGAUGGAUUUUAUUUAUUUACACCAAAAUUUCACACUUGGAAUAUUUUGGUUUUACUUAUUAUACACUUUAUUUAAAAAAAGAGCAUGCUAUAAUGUGAAUUCUGAAUUUUGUUUUCAUUAAUGUUAACAUUUCCAUUGUAGUAUUUUCCUUCAAAGGUGGCGAAAUCCUCUAUUUAUUGUAAUUUUAUUUUGAUUAAAUUAUUUGUGUUCUUUUUUAUUUAAUGUUUUUCAAUAAAUUAUAAAAAUAA
Girardinichthys multiradiatus is the source of this 965-nucleotide messenger RNA. It is a transcript of the gene epgn, whose product is annotated as epithelial mitogen homolog (mouse). The record is from RefSeq and is a predicted model, not a curated record. Gene Ontology annotation, biological process: positive regulation of cell population proliferation; positive regulation of mitotic nuclear division; epidermal growth factor receptor signaling pathway. Bases 183 to 677 code for a protein of 164 amino acids. The transcript has 5 exons. Lineage: Eukaryota; Metazoa; Chordata; Actinopteri; Cyprinodontiformes; Goodeidae.